Vespa mandarinia (Asian giant hornet) is the source of this 3172-nucleotide messenger RNA. RefSeq lists its product as uncharacterized. NCBI's taxonomy places the organism in Eukaryota, Metazoa, Arthropoda, Insecta, Hymenoptera, Vespidae. The record is from RefSeq and is a predicted model, not a curated record. Gene Ontology annotation, molecular function: protein binding.
GUCUAAAUAUUAAAGUACUAUCACUUUAUAUUGCUAAUAAUAUUUACACAUAUAGAUUGAAUAUAUUAGAAUUCUGUUGACAAGUGUAUAUAAAAUACAUAAAUUUGUGACUACAAUCAAGAUUUAAUGAUUAUUUGAUAAAAAAAUAAUAAUUAGUUAAUAUUAGGUCUAUCGGAAAGUUUUGUCCGUUUUUAGAAUAAAACAAAAUAAUAAAUUUUUCAUACCUUGAAUAAACUUUAUUGAAUAAUAUAAUUGCCAUCAUUAUUUAUGACUUCUUGCCAGCGUGAUAGCAAUUUGUAUAUCCCAUGUUUAAAAAAUACCUUAUUCCUAAAGGCGAAAAAUUGAAUUAGUGUUUAUCUGAUAUCUUCUUCGUUUGUGAAUUUUUUGCCUUAAAAAAAAUUUUGUAAGGACAGAAACAAGUGAUAAUCGGAGGAUGCUAGGUCCGGGGAGUAUGGUGGAUGCGACAGAAUUUCCCAGCCUAGCUCUAAGAGUUUCUGAUGGGUCCCUAAAACAAUAUGAGGCCUGACAUUAACAUGAAGCAGUAUGAUGUCUUUCCUAUUGAACAUCGCCGGCCUCUUUUCUUGAAGUGCUGUUUUUAAAUUAUCCAAUUGCUGACAGUAUCUCUCCGAAUUUACCUUUUCGUUUGGUUUUAACAGCUCAAAAUGUAUUGGUCCUUAAAUGUCCCACCAUAUACACAACAUUCUUAGACUAUCUUCGGUUUAGAGAUGGAGGUUUUCUGGGUUUACAAUAGGCCCUUUUCCUUACGAUGUUUUCGUAGGUAAUCCACUUUUCAUCCCCAGUUAUCAUCUAAUCUAAGAAGGGUUCGAUUUUGUUCCGUGCAAGCAGAAAUGUGCAUAUGAUGACUUAAUCAUUCAAAUUCUUCUCAUUUAACUCAUGUGAUACCAAUCUCAAAUAUUUCUACACCAAUCUUAGUUUCCGAAUAUGAUCCGAAAUGGUUUGUUGAGUUGAAUUAAGCCUUUCCGCAAUCUCCGAUGUUGUCAAAAAAGGAUUUUGCUCUAACAUGGUAUUGACAAUAUCGUUAUCGUCGAUCAAAGAUGGUCACCCAGAGCGUGGCUUAUCAGCAAGAUCGAAAUCACCUAUUUCAAAAUUUUCGGAUCAUCUUCUGCAUGUUCUAUCAGAAAUUGACCUUCACCAAACAUUUCCAAUAAAUUUUUACACGCUCCUAUAACAUUUCUUCCUUGUUGGAAUUCGUACAAAAUACAGUGGCGUAAAUGAACUUUAUCAGUGACCAUGGAUACACGAUCUCAAUAUUAACAUGAAUCAUCUUCGUUUAGUUCAUUCGCUUGUAUGUAUACAUUCAGUGAUAAAUAGAGAGAGGCAAAUAUGCAUCAAAUGAAUAUGCACAUACUUGUUGAAACUUGUUGUAACGGACAGAACUUUCCGGUACAUCUAAUGUAUACUUAUAUAUUAUUUUUAUAUCAAUUUCAAAGAAAUAAUAGGUUACCUUUGUUUUAUAUAGUAAUCUUAAUAUAAAUUGUGCUAAAACUAAAUAAACUAAAAUCCUGUACAUGUACUAAUGAACUUUUUAAUUAUUGUAAUAUAUCAUGUCCAAAUAUUAAAAUUAUUUUUAUACUAUCUUCACGGAGAGAACGAUUUUGUUCCAUUCGGUUUGGAUGGACAGUAUGACGAUCAGAUGGAGGAACUAGAGCACGCUACUCAGAGCCGUAUACAUAAAACAAAGUACCGUUGUAUCUAACUAUUAACUCUCUAAUAUUAUAAAUCUCUAAUGAAAUAAAGCGUAAAAGCUUAUGUGCGCGGGGUCCUUUUCCGGCUGUAUUCGGUUCUGAUAGUCUACAGGACCCAUUUGAUGAUAUGGAGGGGGCAAAAUGGGCGUUCCGUCGAGCGGGAUUUGACCGAACCAUAUGAAAUGCCGUUUUUUCUGUGAACACAAUAUAUAUAUAAUUAAUAGUAAAUGGUUUAUAUAUAUAUAAAUAGAGAAAUGAUGGCUUUACCUAUAGAGAUCUGGGAACAGAUAUUUUUAUAUGUUGAUACAAUAACUCUUACAAAAUUAAAAGUUGUAUGUAAUUCUUGGAGAGAAAUUAUUGAUAAAAUCUUAAAGGAACGUAACUUUUGGUAUAAAAAAUGUAAGGAAGAAAUAUCACAAAAUAUAUGGAGUUUACUGUUUGAAACAUUAUAUCCUAAUAGAUCAUAUGUUGAUUUGGAAAAUGCAAAAAAAGAAGGAGAAAUAUGGAUGAAUAUGUAUAAAUGGUGGACUAAGUGCAAGAAAUUAACAUAUUAUAAUAUUUUUCUUGAAAAUUUAGAUCCAUUGCCAAAAUAUCAUUUUCAAGAAAUCAUUACCUGUACUGCAGUAUUGGAAAAUACUUUGGCUAUAGGUACAUCCAAAGGAUAUAUUUAUUUUUACAAUAUUGAUGCUUUAAAUAAUAAACCAAUAUAUGUAGCAAAUCAUAUGGAAUUUUUAUAUAAAAUUAAAUUUUUGAAAAAUAGUAGAAAAAUUAUUCUUGUAUCUUCUUGUAUAAAUGGUCAUAUCAAAUUCUGGGAUCUUGAAUCUAAGGAACUCAUUAAAAAGGAUCAUGGAAAAUUACUCAGUACAAGUCAAAGUUAUUGCUAUACUGUCAUAAAGAAUACAUUAAUUGUCCAAGGAUGUAUUCCCAGGACAUUGUAUGAACUUCCUGUUGAUGAAAUUGUUGCUGGUGCUGCAGAUGGUAAUAAGAUAUCCUUUUAUACAAAGAAAGGACAUUUCAUUAAUGUACAGUUGGCAGAAGGUGAAGAAGUAUUUAUCACAGAAUUUGUAAAACCACCAAAACUAUAUAUCCGUGAUUAUUAUAUGUUUACUAAUAUAGCAGUAUGUAUUACAGAACAUGGACACUUAGGUUUUUCUAUUCAUGGUGGAAAGUGGAAAUUUCAUAAUAUACUUCCCAUAUUUCAUGGAACACCCACUGCUGUCUUAGUUUAUGCACACCUUCUCGUAUUAGGUUUAAACUCAGGUCAUGUUUGUAUAUAUUGUGUGGAAAAUUGGAAUAUAUUAGAUUUGAAUUCUACUUUGGCAAGACUAAUAAUAUUAGAUACAGAACCGAUUAUAUCAUUAAACAUAAGUGCACAUUUUAAAGAACGUAUAAUUGCAGCAAGCAUCAAAAGAGUACACUUUAUUCAUUUUACGUAACUUGGUAAAGUUCUAUCCACAUAAAACAAC